CGCACCGAUCUCUCCGUGAGAGGGACGCGUAGCACCCUCCGCCUCCGCGCCUAAACGGCUUCGCUCUCUCUCUCUCUCUCUCUCGGCGUCCCCGCCUUUACGCGAGAAUAACCCUCCCGAAACCCUCCUUCCCCGAUCGAUGCCGCCGCCGCCGCCUCCUCCGCCGGAGUGGGCCGACCUCCCGGUGGACGCGGUCCUGGCGGUGUUCGAGCGGCUGGGCGCGGCGGAAGUGCUGAUGGGCGCCGGGGUGGUGUGCCGCAGCUGGCUCCGCGCGGCCACCCGCGAGCCGCGGCUCUGGCGCCGGGUGGACCUCACCGCCUGCUUCGACCCCACCGUCGACAUGGAGGCCAUGGCGCGCGCGGCCGUCGACCGCGCCGGCGGACGCCUCGAGCACUUCGCCGCCGAGCGCUUCGUCACCGAUGAGCUCCUCCUCUACGUCGCCAAGAGAACUAGCUGCUUGAAAAGUCUUCGGCUACGUGAUUGCAUAAAAAUCUCAGAGAAAGGCUUGGUUGCUGUUGGCAAGACAUCUCCCUGUCUUGAGGAACUUGAGCUCACUACCUGCACCAUCAGUAUUUUGCUGAAGGCUGUUGGCGAAGCAUUUCCGAACCUGAAGUGUCUGCGACUGAACCAUCGUUGGUUUGAUGUUCAGUUUGAUGAGUUCAGAGAUAACUUCCAUGCCCUUGGAAUAGCCUGCAGCAUGCACAGGCUACGCCAUCUUCAGAUCUUUGCCAAUCGGCUCCGCAACAAUGCACUUGCUGCCAUCCUUGACAACUGCCCGCACCUUGAGUCCCUUGACUUGCGUCAGUGCUUCAACGUCGAUGUGGAUGCAGAAGUGAGAGCAAAGUGUGCAAGGCUGAAGGAUGUGAGGUUCCCAAACGACUCAACCAAGGACUAUGAGUAUGAGACUUUUAUUGAGACACCAUCACUAGAUUCGCUCCCACUUCCAUUUCCCGCAGCAGUUCCUCAAUGGCCCUUCCAUGGGAAUGACGAGGAUGACGACAAUGAUGGUGAUCAGGACGAUGACGAUGAUGGUGAUCAGGACGAUGAUGACUUGGGCGGUCACAGGGUGACAGAGUAUGGUUUUAUCAUCGGUGACUACCAUGUCCGCGGUCGGAUCAUCCACCAUGAGUAACUCGACAUCUACAUGCCGUAAUUAGCAGGUUUUGAUGUCCCAGCGUCUGAGUCUCAGGAAAUGGAAGGUAGGUGUUCAGAAGUAAGGUAAUUCGCUGAGCGCUGUAAGUUAUUUCUGUUGUAGUAGCUUACUACAACAGAAGGGCGCAUUUAGAACGGUUCUGUAUCCAACUGCAAGUCUGCAACCGGUCUAGUGACCUCAUGUGUAGUGGUAAAACCUUUGUUCCUAUUCUGCGUGUUGCCAUAGCGCUUGUGGAAGUUUCUUGGUUUGUGUACGAUUGUGAUGGUGAAAUAUGUUUAUGUCAGCGGAAAGGCUCCCGCGAACUGGUUUCCAGCC
Messenger RNA from Oryza sativa Japonica Group (Japanese rice), 1468 nucleotides. The record is from RefSeq and is a predicted model, not a curated record. NCBI's taxonomy places the organism in Eukaryota, Viridiplantae, Streptophyta, Magnoliopsida, Poales, Poaceae.